UGCCCUUCUACCUGUGGAUGGUAAGAGAGCAGAUCGUGUGUUAAAUGGCACUCAUGUUAGUCUUCGUGUGGCUUAUAAGGAAAUCAAUUGUUGAGUGAUAGAACUCACGUUUUGCAUGUUUCCUAUUGUCGUGUAUCUCUCUGAUCCCAUCGCAGCUUCCAUGGCGCAUAAAAAGCCCAUCACCAAUUCAGGUUGUGCUACAACACAGCAUCACUUGCUACUACUGCCCAUAAUGAAAGAGCCACUCACCCAAGACUGCGAAGCUAAUAACUACUCUUCCUCAUCCCCUUCUCACACCAAAACCUCACCCGCCUCUUGCUGCUGCUCUUCUCCCUCCACCGAUGUAGCCACGGGUGUCUCCAAGAGAAAAGCUAGGGAAGCUGGUGGCGAGGAGGCCGAGAAGCCGGGCAAUGAUGGCAAGCAACAUGCUUCCUACCGCGGCGUUCGAAUGCGUAGUUGGGGUAGAUGGGUGUCGGAGAUCCGGGAACCGAAGAAGAAGUCGAGGAUCUGGCUGGGGACGUUCCCGACCGCCGAGAUGGCCGCCCGAGCGCACGACGUAGCGGCGCUGGCGAUCAAGGGGCAGUCUGCGUACCUCAACUUCCCUGAGUUGGCUUCCAGGCUGCCCCGGCCGGCCACUGCAAAACCCAAGGACAUCCAGGCUGCGGCGUCGCUGGCUGCCGCCACCGCAUUCGACGAUCACACCCCAAGCCCAUGCCCAACCCAGACGGAGCUGCCAUUGUCCCACUCUCCUGCGCCUACGACGCCGCCGAGCGACGACCACGGCGCUCUCUUCGAUCUACCCGAUCUCCUGCUCGAUCUAAGAGAAGGCUUCUGCUACUCCUCGUCAUGGGCGCCUUCGACGGCGGAUGACGGUGUCGAGUUCAGAGUCGAGGAGCCAUUCUUGUGGGGAUACUGUUAGAUGAUCUCCUCCUCUACGUUGGUAAUGCUAAUAAGCAAUGCAUAGAGUUGGAAGGGCGUAUACAACGAUCAUUCAGUAUACAUCGCAUAGC
Molecule: messenger RNA, 1010 nt
Organism: Musa acuminata AAA Group (dessert banana)
Lineage: Eukaryota; Viridiplantae; Streptophyta; Magnoliopsida; Zingiberales; Musaceae
Product: ethylene-responsive transcription factor ERF038-like
Exons: 1
Coding region: 116-919 (267 amino acids)
Biological process (GO): regulation of DNA-templated transcription
Molecular function (GO): DNA-binding transcription factor activity; DNA binding
Source: RefSeq, a predicted model, not a curated record